This is a messenger RNA of Microthlaspi erraticum, 705 nucleotides long. NCBI's taxonomy places the organism in Eukaryota, Viridiplantae, Streptophyta, Magnoliopsida, Brassicales, Brassicaceae. The record is from the annotation of a GenBank genome assembly.
AUGGGAGACAAAGGAGAAUUGGCUUCAUCAACAAUCAAAUGGCCGAAGAUCAAACUCAAACCCAAUCUCAGUGUCUCUUAUCUCAAGAAUCUCGAUCUCUUCACCGUUGAAAACUGUCUCAGUCCUGAUGAAUCAAAAGGGUUUGUUAAAAUCGCAGAGUCUCUCGGUUUCACUCACCAAGGAAGUCGUGGACCAGCUUAUGGUGAAGCUUACAGAGACAACCAUCGAAUCUCAGUGAACGAUCCUGUUCUUGCUGAUACAUUGUGGCAAUCCGGGCUUUCCAAUCUAUUCACUGAUAUCAAGAUUAGGAGGAAAGUCGCAAUUGGGUUGAAUCCAAACAUUCGUUUUUACAGGUAUAGUGCUGGUCAACAUUUUGGUCGUCACAUCGAUGAAAGUGUUGAUCUGGAUGAUGGAAACCGGACUUAUUACACAUUGUUGAUAUAUCUAAGUGGGAGCAGCAGCAGCACCAAAUCAAAAUCCAAGAGCGAUUCAAGCAAGAAGACUAAUGAUUCUUCUUCAGCUGAGACCUUAGUUGGUGGAGAGACUGUGUUUUAUGGUUCGAGGAACAGUAUCGUAGCCGAGGUAGCUCCAAUGGAAGGUAUGGCUCUGUUUCACAUCCAUGGAGACAAGUGCAUGUUGCACGAAGGUAGAAAUGUUACCAAAGGCGUCAAGUAUGUGUUCCGUUCUGAUGUUGUUUUUGCAUGA